UCCAUUUCCCAUUUCCCUAAAAACCCUCUUCCUCCUUCUUCUUCUUCUUCUUCUUCUUCAGUUCUACGGUUCUACCAGCAGCAGAGCAUCAGAUCUCGAAUUUUUCAGCUAUUCCGAAGGCGAAUCUAACCACCAUCGAGGUUCUGAGACAAUGAAGCCAAAAAGACAAAAAUAUAACGACCAUGAUGUAAUAGAAGAUCGACUGAGUAAUAUACCAGAUUUCGUUUUACUUCACAUACUCUCCUUUGUGGAGGACACCAAACGUGCAGUUCAAACUUGCAUACUGUCCAAAAGAUGGAAGAAUAUCUGGAAGCAUCUUCACUCUCUAACAUUAAAUUCCUCACGCUUUAGCAAUUACAAGAAUUUUACAAAAUUUGUGUCUCGUAUUUUGUCUCUUCGCCAAGCGUCAACAUCACUGCAUUCUCUCGAUUUUCAGCAUCAUGGUAUUAUGGAGUCUCGCCUACUUAAAAGGAUUGUUAAAUACGCUGUUUCACACAAUGUCCAGCGAUUACGAAUCCAUAUCAAUUGUCAUUUUCACCACUUUCCAACUGGUGUCUUUUCAUGUCACACACUAACCUCUCUUGACCUUUAUGUUGGUCACCCUACAACGGAUGAGCAAUUAUUAUUUCCUAAUUCUCUUGAUUUGCCAGCAUUAACCAGCCUAUCUCUAAAUUCAUUUACCUUUUGUGUUGGCGAUGAUGGUCGUGUUGAUCCUUUUUCCACAUUAAGCAGUUUAAAUAGUUUGAUCAUUCGGCGUUGUAAAGUUCGUGAUGCAAAUGCACAUAACCUCUGCAUAUCAAGUGCCACACUUGUCAAUUUAACUAUUGAAACAGGUCCCUAUGACUAUUGCAAAGUUGAGUUAUCUACUCCAAUUCUUUGCACCUUUGACUUUGUUUGUACCGGGGGUGUUCCUGCUCUCUGUGGGAGCAACAACAAUCUAUCUUCUGUCAAACAUGUAAAUAUUAAUGUAAAGAGUUUUGCGAAUUGUACAGAGGUUUCACUGGCGCUACUCAGCUGGCUGGUUGAGCUUGCGAAUAUCAAAUCAUUGAUAAUCACUUCUUCUACUCUUAAGGUUCUCUCGUGGCUUCCUGAAUUAUUGGAGUUUGAGUUCCGUUCCUUGUGUAACUUGAAGUUACUUAAACUAAAAACCGACAUGUACACGCCUUUACCUUUAUCCAUACCUAAUGGAACAUUGUACUUUUUGCUUCAAAACUCACCCUCAGCAAAGGUUGAAAUCACAUGUUGAUUAAAGAUUUUAUGUAUUCCUAUUUGAGAAGUUACGCGGACAGAAUCCAUGGGAGGAGAUUUCCCCUCGAAACCUAUGACUCUGUGUGCGACGAUAGUAUGGGAUGCAUCAGAUUGGGCUACCAAUGGUGAAAAGUAGAAUGGUGAAAAGUAGAGUAAAUUACUAGUACUGACUGUAGGUCUCUAAGUUCUCCGAUCUUGUCUUACAUGGUUGUGCAGUAGAUCCGAUUGAAUACGUAGCUAAAUGUGACACUGCUCAAAGUUCCGAAUUGUCCUUGUUUUUGUAUAUUAUUUGUAGCUUGCAGUUGCUCUGCAGGUGCUAUAAUCAGAUUUAAUCAAGGGGGAAAUACAAUAUAACAUCCUAUUCCUAAAUUGUGACAAAAAAAAUUGUGACAAA
Molecule: messenger RNA, 1642 nt
Organism: Trifolium pratense (red clover)
Lineage: Eukaryota; Viridiplantae; Streptophyta; Magnoliopsida; Fabales; Fabaceae
Product: putative F-box/FBD/LRR-repeat protein At1g78760
Exons: 4
Coding region: 152-1246 (364 amino acids)
Source: RefSeq, a predicted model, not a curated record